Molecule: messenger RNA, 4080 nt
Organism: Talaromyces atroroseus
Lineage: Eukaryota; Fungi; Ascomycota; Eurotiomycetes; Eurotiales; Trichocomaceae
Exons: 5
Coding region: 1-4080 (1359 amino acids)
Source: RefSeq, a predicted model, not a curated record
AUGUCGACGGCGUCUGCUCGCUCCAGCGGUGUCAACCGCCGAUUGACUGAUCUCCAGAAUGAAUCCAAGCACUCGCAUUCCCGCAGCCUGUCCAACACUCGCAGGCGACUGUUGAGCUCAGCUGAUGCAUAUUCUUAUGCACUCCGUGUUGCUUUUCUGUCGCACUUGCUUCAGCCGCGAGCACGUCGUACGCAAAAAGUACAGGACUCGUCCAACCAUGUUCGCCGGUCAUCGUCUUCGUUCCAAGACCUGUUGGGCGAUUUCGUUCGUCUGAGAGACUCGAAAAGUACGAGAUUCCCGCAUGGAUUCAUUGCGGAGUUGGAGAAGAGGCUCACAGGCAUACUGGUUGGCAAGGAAAGGAGGAAGGAGUACCAGGAUCCGGUGGUUAUACGAACGUUUGCCAUUUUCCUCAAUGCCUUGAAAGAACAGACUUUCAAGCGGCGAAUGGAACAAGAUCGUCGUGUUGAAGACCUCGUCCUUAUUUUCUUCUCUAACGCCACAAAGGAACUUGGAAAGGGGAAGGAUCCCGGCGAUGACAGUUGGAGUCUUAUGGUCGACCGACAUGUUGCGCUUUUUGUCCGCCUCAUUACGCUGAUCCUCAAAGAGCAUGAUUGGGCUAAGGACAGACCGGAGCUCACCAGCAGGCUAGCAGUCCUGGAGGCCAAGUUGCUGGCCCACGACCAAGACCUCGCAGAAACAAACGGAUCUUCCAAGACUAUCGAGACUAUUGCGCCCGUUAGUUACGAUGUCAAAGACAUGGCGUUGGUACCGUUCGUCGCGAGGAUAUUUGGAAUUAGCUCUUUUCAAACACAGGACGAUAUCAACAGAAACAAAAAUGAAUGGACUGCAAAGGCUGCCCUUCAGGAUCUGAAAAAUUACCAAGCGCACCUGAGUCUCAAGACUGGAAGAACGCUGUCCAGAGACGAUUUUCCCGAUGAUGAGUCUUACGAGACGUGGAAACGUGGCGAGGGGCCGGACCUUUCGCAAAUGAUGCUGGCAAUUGUACAGUCGAAUCCAGAACUCGCGAAGAGCACACCGGGUGGUGCGCUGCCACAAUUCAAUGCCUUAGCACAAGACACGGCAGCAAUAAACUCCAACUUUGUGGAUUCGUCACCUCAAACUCCCAACAGAUCAAAUCGCAUUUCGUAUGUCAUUGAUCAACCUAUUGAUCUGAGCUCGCUGUCACUGGUUGAUGAAGCAGAGUCUGAUCACGUCUACACUUUCAUACCGUCUGAUCCACGAUCUCUUUACCGCGCAAUACUAUCUCGCGCUUUGAUGUAUGAUAUCCGGGACCAGAAACUGGAAGCUACCGAGGCAACAUCCGAAAUACCAUCACUAAAGCUGUUGUCGAAGCAAUCAACGGAACUGUUGAAUGAGAUAUGCUUGCGUUGGCGGAUACCAGCCUCCUCCCGGGUUGUUCUGUUUCUAGACGUCAUUCGAGAGAAGUUCGUGGAUCAGCAGAUUGAUAUCAAGACCGUCGAUGCAGCUUUUACUUUCAUCAAGGAGCCCCCCGCGCAGGAAGGGAAGAAACGCAACAGUCUUCUCACAUCUGUGGUCUUCGACAGGAAGCGUUGGAUUACGCCUGAUAUGUCACUGAUGCGUGACCUAUUAUCUGCGUUGCAAGAGGCUCUUUUGCGGGAACUAUACGAUGUGAUGAUGCACUGCUAUGACUCCAAGCCUCAUCCAAUCGGUCCAGUCAUGUAUAUACUGGACAACCAUGUUCGACUGGACCCUCAGUUUGAAGAUACUCCUGAUAAAUUGGAUGGGUUUGCUAAGUAUGUUACAGAUGGCCUUACUGAGAAAGCGAAAGAGUGUUAUCAGAGGCUACUUGAUGCGGCUAUUCCGGCCGAUCACCUGGAAUGGGAGGCAUAUAAUGUUACUCAACUAGGGGACUCGAUCAUGCAGCUAGGAAAGAAAAUCCAGAAGCGCUACAAAAAUAAUCCAGUUAUUCUUGGCGUCAAUCCGCUUGAUAUUCUACUCAGUUGUGUGCUCCCAAUGUACGCAAGUGAUGCACACGAGAUUAUCCUAAGGAUUAUGGAGCGCGCAAAAGAACAAGGAACAGAGAUCCCUGUUGAAGAUGGAUUUGACCUUUACAAAGGGCUCUCUGCUGUCAGGCGUCUGCAUAUGAAUGCACUUCCGGGGGUUCCGUUCUCGAUUCCUAUUGAGACACUACUGUCCAACUUCGUCUGGCGGUGGAUCCAACAGACGGAUGGCAAGUUUAUGGAAUGGGUUGAGCAGGCUGCCAGACAAGAUGCUUUUACUGUUCGGAGCGAUGAUCCCAAUAACCUGCCACCGGAUGACUUGCGGCACAGUGUCUCUGUAAUAGACAUAUUUCGCUCGUUCAAUCAAGUUGUUGAAGAGCUGAAGAAUCUAGAGUGGGAAGAUGACCUUCAGUACGCCAAGUUCAUGACCACAUUAUCUAAAUCAGUCGAAAGAGCUGUUGGCAGGUACUGUGAGUUACUGGAAUUGUCGUUCACCAAAGAAAUGGAUCGAUUGUCUCCGGAUCAAGAGGCUUCUAUGGGUCAAUCCAGACAGGAGAAAUUCAUGCAAAUGGCCAAGGAAGCAUGGAACAACAAGGACAAGAUGGAGCCGUUCCAAUUUCUUCCGGAGUCCCUCGUCAAGCUGAAUAACAUUGAAUACGCGGUUGCACAACUCGAUAAAUUGGAAAAGGAGAUCAAUGUAGACGGCUGUGCGGAUGUCAUUGCGAAGAAUACGCCACCAGUCGCUCAACAGAAGAUUCGCAAAGCAACCACCUACGUGUUCACGGUGAAAAUCGUCGAGGGCGAGGACUUGAAGGCUUGUGACAUUAACGGCUGGAGCGACCCAUAUGUCGUUUUGACAGACGAAUAUCAAAAACGCAUAGCCAAGACUCGCAUUGUCUAUCGCAAUUUGAACCCUCGGUGGGAGGAUUCUGUUGACAUCACAACCAAAGGGCCGUUGAAUAUCAUCGCUACUGUCUGGGACUGGGAUGCAGUGGGGGACCAUGAUUACGUGGGACGCACAUCGCUGAAACUGGACCCUGCUCAUUUCAGCGAUUUUCUUCCUAGAGAGUUCUGGCUUGACCUAGACACGCAAGGACGAGUGCUGCUGCGAGUCGGCAUGGAGGGUGAACGCGACGACAUCCAAUUCCAUUUUGGAAAAUGCUUCCGGACGUUGAAGCGGACUGAGAAAGAAAUGACGCGGAAAAUCACUGAAAAGCUCUCCGCGUAUAUCAGUGACAGUCUUUCUCGCCGGGCUCUCAAAGCUCUGCUGAAUCGCGGUGGACUGACAAUUUCGAGUUUCCUCAGUCGAACGCGCUCAGGGAACACAACAACAGCACCAACACAAGACGAAAUAGAAACCGCCCUGGGACCCUUAUUUACCUAUUUCAACGACAACUUCGAAAUCAUGAACCAAACCCUUACCUCGGAAGCGAUGAAAAUGGUCAUGGCUCGACUCUGGAAGGAAGUCCUCGUAACCAUAGAGGGCUUACUCGUACCUCCCCUCUCAGACAAGCCUUCGCACCAGAAGCCCCUCACCCAGCAAGAAGUAGACAUUGUCUCCAAAUGGCUCGAACUUCUCCUACUAUUCUUCCAAGUACCCGACGAGGUCACCGGCGAAGCAAACGGCGUGCAACUCGACAUCCUUAAAUCACCCAAAUACCACGAAAUUCAAUCCCUCAUCUUCUUCUACUUCGAGUCCACAGACACCCUGAUCCGCACCUCUGAGCGCAUGGCAUCAGCCAACGCCGCACGCCAGCAAGCAAACAAAAACCGCAUGCCACCAGCAUCCACAGCCACAGCCGGUGGCAUGCUCAGCGCCGGCGUCCCCGUCGGGCGCGCAAAGAGCAUCAUGUACGUCCGCAACAUGGGCACAAUGCGCAAAGCCAAAGCAGAGAAAUGGCGCGAAGCGCAGGCCGAUCCAAACGACGACAUGAUCCUGAGAAUCCUGCGCAUGAGACCCGAGGCAACGGGGUAUCUGCGCGAUCGCAGUCGGCAAAAGGAGAGAUUGGCUGCGGCCGCGGCGGCAGAUGCGAUUGUGAAGCAGAGUCUUGUUGCUAGUAGUGGGGGACGGAUGACGGGGACGUUGAAGAGGUGGUGA